Messenger RNA from Cicer arietinum (chickpea), 459 nucleotides. RefSeq lists its product as uncharacterized. The record is from RefSeq and is a predicted model, not a curated record. NCBI's taxonomy places the organism in Eukaryota, Viridiplantae, Streptophyta, Magnoliopsida, Fabales, Fabaceae.
AUGGAUCGAUUUCACAAGGUUAACCCUCCAUCGUUUGAAGGUCACUAUAAUCCUGAUGGACCUCAGAAGUGGUUGCAAGAGGUUGAGUAUAUUUUUCAGAGGAGUGGCAUGUCCCGAAGGUCAGAAAGUGAAUUUGGGAACCUUUAUGUUGACGGAAGAAGCUCAACAUUGUAUUUCCCUGAAGACAUCCGCUAUAGGAAGGAAAUGGAAUUUGUCAAAUUGGAACAAGAGAAUAUGUCAGUAGCGGAAUAUGCCGCUAAGUUUGAGGAGUUAUCUAGGUACUAUCCAUUCUAUGUUGGAGAGGUAGGAGAAAAGUCUAAGUGCAUCAAGUUUGAAAUGGUACAUAGGCCAGAGAUCAAGAAGCAGGUGGAAAUGCAAGAGAUCCGUGACUUUUCUACCCUAGUGAAUAAGAAUAGGAUUUAUGAUGAGGAUAGUCAUGCUAAAAAGGCACAUUACUGA